AUGGUCAACCUGACAUAUGCGCCUGCAUGCAAUGGAGCCAGUCUACCUCGGUUUUCAGAUAAGGUCAUUCUGCCCGCAGAUAUCCUGGAGCAGUUGGUCAGCGCUCGUGGGUUGGAUUUGCCACAUCCGCUGUUAUUCGAAGCCCGAAGCGGCCAGGCUCGGUGUUUUGUGGGGGUAAAAGAAUUUUCGUCGGACGAAGGUGAGGUUCAGUUGCCAUCGCUAAUAGCCGAUAAGCUUGGUUUAGCAAGUGGCGACACCGUUGCAAUAGAGGUUUGUGACGAUGUGCCGCGUGGUACCAAGUUGAGUUUGAGACUGACCGAGAUUUACCCCGAGAUCAUCAACUGGAAGUGGUUUUUGGAGGCGAAUUUGAGUUCUUAUACAACUCUCACCAAGGGUGACAUCCUGUACAUAGAGAAGCCCCAUAAGGUGUACGAACUUAUAGUGGCAGAAACUGAGCCAGCGAACUCGAUUUGUUUGAUAGAUACAGAUCUCGAUUUGGAUAUCCAGCCUUUAAACGAUGAAAUGGCCCGGGAGAUGGCAAGAACAAGUUCAGAGCAGAAUAACCAGGAUCCACCUUUAGAGCUCCAAUUGGGUCGCUCCUACACUGUGAAGACCAACUCUACAUUUCACGUCCUAGAUGCUGAUUCCUUUACACCGAGCAUAACCGCAAGCCUUCUGGUAGGAGACAGCGCGGAUCCGAGUGGCUUCGAUCUUUUGGUUUCCACAAAUAAAUAUGUGGCCAAGGAUAGCUUCAUUUGGUCUUCUAUUGCUGGCCCUAAAGGCUCGGCUAACUACGUGACGAUUGACCGGGCUUCUCCGCUUUUUGGCAAGACUCUUUUCGUUCUACCGGUCAGCUGGACGGGCAUUAGCUCAUCAUUUGAACUACGCAUCGGCUCAUCCGAGCAAAUUAUGCCGACGAAAUCCGAUAAUGAGAUCAUCUUGAGUGACCAGAACAUCGAGUGUUCCAAUUGUGGGGCUACUGUGGCCAAAAAUUCACUGUUUUUGCACCAGAAUUUCUGCUUCAGAAAUAACAUCAGAUGUCCAAAGGGCUGCGGGAAGGUGUUCCUAAAGCAUGUUCCUGAAUCCCACUGGCAUUGCGAGGAUUGUAACUCAUAUGGAGAUACUCCCGAAUCUUUUGACAUUCACCAGUCUUUGAACCACACGGAAAUGUCCUGUGAAGACUGCGAGGAAAAGCCCUCGUUUGUGAACCGCAUAGCUUAUGCAUUACACAGAGCAACUGUUUGUGAGGGACUGCUUCACGAAUGCCAGUUUUGUCAUCUCGAAUUGCCUCGUGGAAAGUCUACAGCCGAAGCUAGACUCUUGAGCUUCUCGGGCCACGAGUUCGACUGCGGCUCAAGAACCACCGAGUGCCCGAAAUGUGACAGGAUAACCAAGCUCAGAGAAUUGAAAUCCCACCUACAACUCCAUGACCUCGAGAGGAGCCAUUUACCCGUUCCCACUGUGUGCUCCAACGUCAACUGCGUCAGAGUGUCCAAUGGCACCAACUCGCCUGGCCUGUGCGAUGUCUGUUUCGGACCCUCCUAUGCUGCAGUUCACGAUCCAGAUGGAAAGAAACUACGGUCACGACUUGAGAGAAGAUAUGUGAUUCAAUUGACCAAAGGAUGCGGGAACUCUUGGUGUAAGAAUCCCGAGUGCAAGUCAAGUGGCUUGCAACAAUAUGGCAGCAUGAAAGAGGUUAUCGAGCACGUUACGCGCAUUCUCUCGAGAUCUCAGGAACAUCUGGCUUUCUGUGUGGAUGAAAGCACAACUAAGAAAAAGCUGCUUGUGGACUUUGUGAUGGAAGACCCUGGCCUCAAGUUUGCUUACGAGUGGGUUUGCAAGGGAGUUAAUGAGGUAGACUUGAACGACAGCAACGAGUCUGGAAGAAUUGCGAAGCUUUACAGUUGGCUAGAGGAUAAUGCUCCAGAACUUGCAUAG
Kuraishia capsulata CBS 1993 is the source of this 1938-nucleotide messenger RNA. RefSeq lists its product as uncharacterized. The record is from RefSeq and is a predicted model, not a curated record. Gene Ontology annotation, cellular component: VCP-NPL4-UFD1 AAA ATPase complex. Gene Ontology annotation, molecular function: polyubiquitin modification-dependent protein binding. Lineage: Eukaryota; Fungi; Ascomycota; Pichiomycetes; Pichiales; Pichiaceae. The coding region runs from base 1 to 1938 and encodes 645 amino acids. The transcript has a single exon.